AUGCCCUUUGCCUUUGUAACUGAAGAUGGAACAGGUGGAAAUGUUACCAAUGCACUUUUUCUAUUACAGAUUGUGUUCUACGAGGACAAGAAAUUCAAGGGUCGCUCCCAUGAGUGCAAAACCGACACUAGUGAUUUGCACUCCUUUUUCAGCCGCUGUAACUCCAUCAGGGUGGAGGGAGGCUGCUGGGUGGUGUAUGAGCGCCCUAACUUUAUGGGAUACCAGUAUAUCCUAACCCCUGGGGAGUACCCUGACUACCAACAUUGGAUGGGCUUCAAUGACUGUAUCAGGUCUUGUCGUGUCAUUAAAAUUGUCCAUGGUUCAGACAAACUGAAGUUAUUUGAGAAGCCCAACUUUGAGGGCACUGUCAUGGAGGUGACAGAGAAUGUGCCCUCCACUCCAGACCGUUUUCCAAAUAAGGCGGUGCACUCCUGCCAUGUGUUCCAUGGCGCCUGGGUCUUCUUUGAGCACCCCAACUACAGUGGCCGGCAGUACCUCCUGGAGAAGGGCGAGUAUAGCCACUACACUGAGUGGGGAGCCAUGCACCCCACCGUGGGAUCCAUCAGGCUCAUCACAGACGUCUAG
Molecule: messenger RNA, 585 nt
Organism: Scleropages formosus (Asian bonytongue)
Lineage: Eukaryota; Metazoa; Chordata; Actinopteri; Osteoglossiformes; Osteoglossidae
Product: gamma-crystallin S-like
Exons: 4
Coding region: 1-585 (194 amino acids)
Biological process (GO): lens development in camera-type eye; visual perception
Molecular function (GO): structural constituent of eye lens
Source: RefSeq, a predicted model, not a curated record